This is a messenger RNA of Porites lobata, 3437 nucleotides long. NCBI's taxonomy places the organism in Eukaryota, Metazoa, Cnidaria, Anthozoa, Scleractinia, Poritidae. The record is from the annotation of a GenBank genome assembly.
AUGGGAUUUACAAGAACCUUUCUCUUGUUAUCCAUGAUAAUCAUCAUUACAGUGUCUGCUGUAAGAUGCCUAAAAGUUAAAGUUCAUGACAAAGCAAGUUCCUCUGCCCCAGGCCUGACAAAACACAAGGCGAGAGAACUUGCGGCAAACCCAUCUGCCCUGAUUCACGAAGCUCUCAACCUCGUUCGAAGACGGCGAAGUCUUGAAGUUGCAUAUGACGACCAUAUAGAUAGAACGAAGCGCGACAAAAUUGCCAACUUGGCAAACAGACGAGCUGUUGAGGGAUUCUCUCCUAGCGAAUUUAACGACGAAAGAGAGCAUAUUAUUGACAAGCGUCAGAUUUCUGAAGACUUGGACAGUUUAAAAAACUACGAGGCCGAUAAAAAUGACCUUCGUCUCCAGGAAAUACUGUCGGGAUUUCAAAAUGAACCAAAAGUCAUCACAAGAUCUAAGAAGGACUUACAUAAAAAUGUAAGACAAUUAAGAAUUAGUUUUAAUGAACAAUUAUUCUAGAAGUUCUUUUAAUACUCCCUCUGUUUUAUUUGUUCUCCGCACUUAUAGUAUUAAACAUUUCCUAACUCAUGCAUGCAGUUUACAUAGGACACCUUCUAGGUACUUGAAUUGGCACCAAAUUAAAGCUAAAGACGUUCGAUGACAGCCUGAUUGUAGAUUAAUUAGGACAGAUUUGUUGGAAAACUCUGCGCUUGAUAUCGAAGAAAAUAACGGGAAAUGGAGUACGACAAGAUAUUAGUUCAUUGUCAUAGUGUGUGUAAGCUUUUCGAAUUCUUUUCGUGGCCGAGAAAAGGAGUUUUCCGGAGCGCAUAAGCGUACAGUUUUAGCUCUUAUGGGAAUUGAAAGGCAAAGAUCUGAAAACAGUUUUUUAAAAUUUACUAGUUCAGGGUCACUCAUGAUGUAACUGUCUAGAUAAAUCAGCAAAGAAUAAGACAUAGUGUACUGUGUGAGCAUGAGUGAAUUUACUACAGAAAAGUCAUGAUGUAAGAUAAAGGACGAUCAACCAUCCAAGCAAACCCAAUUUUCCUUAACAGGAUGUUAUUACUAUGGCUAAAAAAUCUGAUGACGCAAAACUCUUCGAGUUGAACUCUUUGGGCCUUGAAGACUUGAUUCGGAAAAUUGCUCCGCUUCUAAAAGGAAAGGACGGCCGAGAUGGAAAAGAUGGAAAGGAUGGAAGGGAUGGGAGAGAUGGACUUAGGGUAAUAAAAAAACUAUUUUUUGAUUCUUACUUAAUGAGGUGCGCGGCAUAGUAAGAUUCAACGACGCGGCGGCUACGAGAACGUCUAUUAAAAAACAAUAGGUUUAAUAAGGAAAAAAACUUCUUUGCCGUUUUUGCACGACUACGACGUGAAAAUGCCUAAUUUCGUAUUUUAUAAACGUAAAAAAACAACGACGAAAUUUUAUUUCGCUUUCUGAACUUGAAUAUGGUCCCUUGGAAUUCAAAUUCAGUAGGGUUCGCGUACAUUUGACAAAGUACGUAAGUAGGAAUAAUCGCGAUAAAGACUGAAAGAACGCAUAUUCACUUUUUAAGCGACGUUCUCGUUGCUGUCGCGUCGUUGGAUCUUGACGUCCCUUAUAGCAAAAGGAGCAGCGGAACAUUGGGGGGAGCUGACCACCGAUUGGAAGUGGGAAGACUCAAGGAAGAGUCUGAAGAAAUUCUCCUGGUAAGCCCUUAAUAGGGAUCUCUGCUGGCCCUUACCCCUCCCACCAUAGCCCAAACGUCUCCGCGUUCCGUAAACAUGACUUGUAUGACUCAUGCAGUCUCCAUCGAAAGGCGAAAGUUGCGUGAGACCGUCGUCCGAUUAGUUACCUGAACUUAAGUCAUUAGUGACGUUUUCUCUUACUUCUCUCAUGUCCCUGCAGGAAAUGCCACGCAUAUAAUAACUAUUUCAUGACUAAUGUCCAAGCUUAAGAACACUAGUUUGAAUCGAAGUGUUGUGGAGGAAAUAAUACGCCAUGAGAAUGAUGCCUUGCCUGAUUUUCGUUCUUUAUCUUCAGCGUCCUGACUUAACUGGUCCCACCACUACAGGCUAUUGAAACGUUUUCAACAUUCUCUGGUUUAAUGCUUGCACUUAGUUAACGAGACAUAGCAAUCUUAUAUUCUCCAUAGUAAAUAUAUGUAUAUAUCAAUUUCCCUUGUCAUAGGGCGAACCUGGUUACCCUGGCCCCCCUGGCCCACCUGGCUACUCAGGAGUAAAGGUAAUACCCCGGCUUAGUCUUUUGCUCAGCACAAUUUUUUUAGACAUUCAUCCUAUCUUCACUGAUGUGAAUUUCUUUUAUUACGGGAGGAUAAAAAAAGGCGGUACGCAUGCGUAAGAUAUGGUUGAGAGUCUGGAAAGCGCACGCACCUCAGAGCAUUGACCAGUCUUCCUUAUACAAAACUCCAUUCAGUCUUUUCAAAUAAAUUGUUUAAAGGUAAGUGAGAAAUAUUUAAUAUAGGCCUUUAAUAUUUUAGGAGUGUUCUGACGAUACUGCAAUGCGAGGUGACGUUGGCGUUUCAGCUACCCAACUUGAGGUACAUGAAAUAGGCUAAUAUGAAUCAAGGCUAAUACAAAAUUGGCACAAAAUAGCUACAAUUAGCUCGUCGGUUUACAAGUUGUACAAUGCCAGGAAGGCUUUUUUAUGAAAGAGUUGAAUAUAAUCGUCUGAGUGAGUAAACUUCUAAAAAGGAAUGUUGGUGGGGGUACUAAAUUCAUCAUCAGAUUUAGAGCUUGACAGAGCUCAUUGUCCGCACGAGAAAAGUGGCAAAAGUUUAUGUAAAUUAACUGAUUCAAUUUUCCUAAGGAUGAGAAACCAUCUGGACAUCUAACAAGCGACAGCAGCGCCUUUCGUUUCUCAGAUGGCCUUGGUGAGUAAAAGUUACAUGAUCUUUAAUUUUUGUCAAAUUUUUUUCCAGAUUUACUGGAAGAUAAGAUUGUUGGCUUUUCAUCCUUGUCAUAAUAUGUUUGCGUUCCUAAAUUCUGAUAAUUUAAUCCUGAAUCCUGAAAUCAAACACAUGCAGGUAUCGUUUUCGCUGAAAUUAUGUAAUUAAAAUGCUCUUAACUUCUCAUGCAUUACUAUUUAAAAAUGUAAAGUUAUUUUUCUUAUUUACCUCAGAAUUUUCUCGUUGGUGUUCUUCAUGCCCGACCGCGCAUCUUUCCGGAGGGAUGAAAUCAUCAAACAACACUCUCGAAAUUCCUCGAGAUGGAAGAUACUUCGUCUACUGCCAGUUUCAUCUACUACAGACGGAUGAAGACAGAACAGGGUUUGAAAUUCUCGCGAACGGAAACAUAUUGCUCUCUAAAAUAGUGAAAGGCGAAGAAGCCACCUACUCGGGUGCAGUAUUUGUAAUGAAGAAGUCCAGUCUUCUGUCAGUGAGACUUCUGGGUCAUGGCACUAUAGAGGGUGAUCAUACUGUAAACUUUCUUGGUGCCUAUCAAUUAUAG